Molecule: messenger RNA, 225 nt
Organism: Necator americanus (New World hookworm)
Lineage: Eukaryota; Metazoa; Nematoda; Chromadorea; Rhabditida; Ancylostomatidae
Exons: 2
Coding region: 1-225 (74 amino acids)
Source: RefSeq, a predicted model, not a curated record
AUGAAUGGGCGUGGCUUAGUGGUCACAGACAACCGAAGAUAUGCCUGCUCUGGCCUACCGACAGCUUCUUCUGCAGGCACUUAUGCAUAUAAUCGGCCGCGGGUACCUAGCGACCGCCACCCAUUAUUAACUGCUCUGUUGGUGGCUGUGGCAUCCAGAAUCGCUGUCUCUUCAGUGCUAAUGGUAUGGCUGCUCCUUAUCGCAGUGUGCGUUUCCAUAAUGUAG